Molecule: messenger RNA, 237 nt
Organism: Brenthis ino (lesser marbled fritillary)
Lineage: Eukaryota; Metazoa; Arthropoda; Insecta; Lepidoptera; Nymphalidae
Source: the annotation of a GenBank genome assembly
AUGCAUUUAGGCACGAAGUGUGGGACUCACCGGCAAAGCCACAUGUACGCCUGCACAUCCGGAGGUCCUGGAUUCGAGUCUCGGGUCGGGACAAGUUUAGUUAUGGAGUUUUUGCGUUUAGUAAGCCUCAGUAACAGCCCAGAGAUGGGAAGUUGGCGGUGUUUCACCCCCGUGCCUCGGAGAGCACGUAAAGCCGUCGGUCCGGUGCCUCAACUCUCAACUCCACUGGAGUAUGAG